Molecule: messenger RNA, 929 nt
Organism: Drosophila pseudoobscura
Lineage: Eukaryota; Metazoa; Arthropoda; Insecta; Diptera; Drosophilidae
Product: phospholipid phosphatase 6
Exons: 2
Coding region: 151-756 (201 amino acids)
Molecular function (GO): sphingosine-1-phosphate phosphatase activity
Source: RefSeq, a predicted model, not a curated record
CUUUAAAGCCCAAUCGUGGAAUACCCAAUCCUUUUUCCAUUUCUUGUAUUUUGUGGAAAAUAUUAGAGUGAGCCGAGUCCCCUUAUUGUGAUUAUUUGUCACCUCAUAGAGUUACAAUUUAUAUAUGUACACAUAUGUGUAAUUUAUACAAUGAAAACGUCAUCACGCAUACUGAAAUACAUGUUAGAGAAAGAUGUGCAAUGGACAAAUUAUUGCGUAUCACUUCUAUCUAAGUAUUCAUUCUUUAAGUCUUUAAAGAUAAACUGUAAAUUUCUAGAAAUAUCCUGUGAUGGUAUUGCCUGGUUGAUUACUUGGACUGCUUUCAUAUGGAUAAUGAAUUCAAAAGCAUUACUUCAAAUGCAAGUAAAUAUGCUUGUAGGACUUAUACUUGAUAUUGUCGUCGUAGCCGUGUUAAAGUCAUUCGUGCGCCGAAGAAGACCGGUAGCAAUAAAAGAUACGUUGGUAAUAGGACCCGAUAAAUUUAGUUUUCCCUCUGGCCACGCAUCUCGAGCAUUUUAUGUACUUAUAUUUUUUACAAAACUAUAUUCUCUGAAUUUUGUAUUUUUAAUGCCUCUUACGGCUUGGGCUGUAAGCGUAGCUCUAUCACGACUGAUUUUACAGCGUCAUUAUAUGUUGGACAUUUUCGCUGGAGCAAUCAUUGGAGUUCUUGAAGCAAGACUCCUUGAAUUCAUUUGGAUCAGUGAAACAUUUGCUAUAAAUAUUGCUGGUCUUGUGUCUGGUUCAGAAGAAAUAUAAAAUUAACAUUUUUUUUUGGGGAAAUAUGUAAUAAAAAUACGCGUUUACGUAAAUACACUUACCGUAUUUUAUAUAUGUAUACUACACUUGUAAAUAGAAAUAUGUAUGUACAUACUAUGUGUUAUAUGUACACAUAUUUACCACCAAAGUAAUAAAAGAGUUUAUUAGUUUUC